GCUGGGCGGGGGGCCAUGGAGGAGGACCGGGGGUCGGCGCUGGCGGCCGAGUCGGCGCUGGAGAAGAACGUGGCGGAGCUGACGGUCAUGGACGUGUACGACAUCGCGUCGCUCGUGGGCCACGAGUUCGAGCGGGUCAUCGACCAGCACGGCUGCGAGGCCAUCGCGCGCCUCAUGCCCAAGGUCGUGCGUGUCCUGGAGAUCCUGGAGGUGCUCGUCAGCCGCCACCACGUCGCUCCCGAACUGGACGAGCUGCGCCUCGAGCUGGACCGACUGCGGCUUGAAAGGAUGGACCGCAUCGAGAAGGAGCGCAAGCACCAGAAGGAGCUGGAGCUGGUGGAGGACGUGUGGCGAGGGGAAGCACAAGACCUCCUUUCUCAGAUUGCCCAGCUGCAGGAGGAGAACAAGCAGCUCAUGACCAACCUCUCCCACAAGGACGUCAGCUUCUCCGAGGAGGAGUUCCAGAAACAUGAAGGCAUGUCAGAGCGGGAGCGGCAGGUGAUGAAGAAGCUGAAGGAGGUGGUGGACAAACAGCGAGAUGAGAUCCGUGCCAAGGAUCGGGAGCUGGGGCUGAAGAAUGAGGAUGUUGAGGCGCUGCAGCAGCAGCAGACCCGGCUGAUGAAAAUCAACCACGACCUCCGGCAUCGUGUCACAGUGGUAGAGGCCCAGGGGAAGGCUCUGAUUGAACAGAAGGUAGAACUGGAGGCAGAUCUGCAAACCAAGGAGCAGGAGAUGGGCAGCCUGCGGGCGGAACUUGGGAAGCUGCGAGAGAGGCUGCAAGGCGAACUCAACCAAAAUGGAGAGGAGGAGCCUGUGGCGGAGCUGGGCGGAGAAGAGUGUGUCUCUGAGGCGGAGAAGGCGGCCAUGGAUCUCAAGGACCCCAACCGCCCCCGGUUCACACUGCAGGAGCUGCGGGACGUGCUACAUGAAAGGAACGAGCUCAAGUCCAAGGUGUUUUUGUUGCAAGAAGAGCUGGCAUACUAUAAGAGUGAAGAAAUCGAAGAGGAGAAUCAAAUACCCCAACCUCCACCCAUUGCCCACCCGAGAAUGUCUCCCCAGCCUGAGUCUGGGAUCAAGCGACUUAAAGAAGGUCCUUUAAAUGACGGGUUUAGCUUCUUCUCCCGAGAUAAGAAGCGUCUGGCCAACACGCAGAGAAACGUGCGCAUCCACGAGACCUUUGGCCAGUGGGCCAACUGCCACCGCGAUGACGGUUACACAGAGCAAGGACAGGAGGCCCUGCAGCACCUGUGACCGUGACUCACCUCUGUCCUCGGACCUGAAACACCCACCACCAGGGGCCGCCAUGGAACAUGAGCACCUCAGGUGUCACACCCUCAAAACUGAUCCCUCCAACAGACUGUCUGCUUUGAGGGAGCACGUUGAAAAACUGAAGCCAAACUCUAAAGAGACGUUUAUUUAUACUAGGGCUACCACCGUUUCUAAUAGAUGACUCCAAUCCCUUAAGAUAUAUAUUUAAUAAGACCAUGAGCGGAGGCUGACUUUUGCAUUAACUUCAGUAACACGAGCUUCGCCAGAUACAUCACCUGCCGCUCUAAUUGCUGUUUGACUCGCUUUGUAUGAAAUUCUUUGUGUAGAAAUUUUACGAUCACGUUUGUCAUACUGACAUGGGAGGCAGGGAACUGAUAGGUUUUCAUUAGUUGUGUUCAUGAUAUUGUCAUGGUGGUAGCAGAAUAUUUAGGAUGCAUCAACUAGACAGGGAGGGCCUCCGAAGUCACAGGACACACUGGCCCAGCUCAGACACAAAGCAACAGAAAUCAGGGACAACAGUCCUCCCACCCAGAAACUGGAGACAAGUUUGCAAGAGCCUGUGGUUCUCUAUUGCACCUUGUUACCGAUAAUGCCUAGAGCAUGUAGCAAUGUUCAAGGCCAGUGCCUUGGAAUCUGCUGUGAGUUAUGCAGUACUAACCAAACAAAGUUGCUAAGGAUGAGACACUGCAA
This is a messenger RNA of Budorcas taxicolor (takin), 1959 nucleotides long. RefSeq names its product Rab interacting lysosomal protein like 1 (gene RILPL1). The record is from RefSeq and is a predicted model, not a curated record. NCBI's taxonomy places the organism in Eukaryota, Metazoa, Chordata, Mammalia, Artiodactyla, Bovidae. The coding region runs from base 16 to 1251 and encodes 411 amino acids. The transcript is spliced from 8 exons. Gene Ontology annotation, molecular function: protein dimerization activity. Gene Ontology annotation, cellular component: cytoplasm; ciliary basal body. Gene Ontology annotation, biological process: cilium assembly.